UGCCGUUGCAAUAAGAUUUGCUUUUUGUGAAACAACAAUGUGCUUUAUAUGUGCGCACUUCACACAAGGUCAGGAAAUGGCACAUGAAAGGAAUAAAGAUUAUCUUCAAAUAAUGAACAGCAUACAUUUUCCAUGUGCAGCAUCAGUUGAUUCUCAUGAUUAUAUAUUUUUUCUGGGUGACUUAAACUAUCGCAUCGAUUUGGAAAAUACAAAAAUACGAAAUUUAAUACGAUUCAAACAAUAUGACCAAUUGUUACGUCACGAUCAAUUAUUAUUGAAUAAAAAAGCAAACAUAAUCUUCCAAGGGUUUCAAGAAGGCUCAAUUAAUUUUGCGCCCACAUACAAAUAUGAUUUAAAUUAAAAUGCCUAUGAUACAUCAGGAUAUCCUGAGUCUCCAGCAUGGUGUGAUCGUAUAUUAUGGAAAUUUAAUCCACCACACAAAUUUUUCCGAGCCUCAUCAUCCCGUACCCUGGAUAAUGCCUCAUCCUUGUCUGGGACAUAUGGCUACCCAGGGCAUUGUUUUAUAUACACCCGAAAUGAAACAAAAUUAUCAGAACAUCGUCCAGUAUUUGCUAAAAUUGAAGUUAGUAUUAAAAGAUUCGUUCCAAAAUUAUUUGAUAAUGUGCUUGAUUCUAUAAUAAAAGAAAAUGGACCUUCGGAUUCCACAAUAAGUUUAAAACUUGCACCGAAUAGUCAUGUAAAGAUUGCUGAGCCCGAGUUUGUUUUUAAAGUAUUGG
Molecule: messenger RNA, 737 nt
Organism: Chrysoperla carnea
Lineage: Eukaryota; Metazoa; Arthropoda; Insecta; Neuroptera; Chrysopidae
Product: synaptojanin-1-like
Exons: 2
Coding region: 38-361 (107 amino acids)
Biological process (GO): phosphatidylinositol dephosphorylation; synaptic vesicle endocytosis
Molecular function (GO): phosphatidylinositol-4,5-bisphosphate 5-phosphatase activity
Source: RefSeq, a predicted model, not a curated record